Messenger RNA from Sander lucioperca (pikeperch), 1392 nucleotides. RefSeq names its product trichohyalin-like. The transcript is spliced from 6 exons. Gene Ontology annotation, biological process: regulation of apoptotic process. The record is from RefSeq and is a predicted model, not a curated record. The annotation marks the transcript as partial. NCBI's taxonomy places the organism in Eukaryota, Metazoa, Chordata, Actinopteri, Perciformes, Percidae. Gene Ontology annotation, molecular function: protein binding.
AUGCUGCUGAACAUCCUGGAGGAGUUGGAUGACAAGGAAUUCAGCUCUUUCAAGUGGUAUCUGAAAAACAUGGGGAACAUCCCACCGUGCCACCUGGAGCCAGCAGACAGGCAUGAGAUUGUGGACCUGUUGUGGUUGUAUGGCAGGCAGGAGGCCGUGGACCUGAGGCUGUCGUAUGGCAGGCAGGAGGCCGUCAACAUGACCAGAGAAUGUCUGAUGAAGAUCCAGAGGAACGACCUGGCGGAGCGUUUACCUGCUACACAAGAACGGGAAGAAGAAGAAAAGCUCAGGAAGAAACAGGAAGAAGUAGAAGAAGAGCUCAGGAGGAAACGGGAAGAAGUAGAAGAAGAGCUCAGGAGGAAACGGGAAGAAGUAGAAGAAGAGCUCAGGAGGAAACGGGAAGAAGAAAAGCUCAGGAAGAAACGGGAAGAAGAAGAAAAGCUCAGGAAGAAACGGGAAGAAGAAAAGCUCAGGAAGAAACAGAUAGAAGAAGAAAAGCCCAGGAAGAAACAGGAAGUAGAAGAAAAGCCCAGGAAAAAACAGGUAGAAGAAGAAAAGCCCAGGAAGAAACAGGAAGUAGAAGAAAAGCCCAGGAAAAAACAGGUAGAAGAAGAAAAGCCCAGGAAGAAACAGAAAGAAGAAGAAAAGCCCAGGAAGAAACAGGAAGAAGAAGAAGAAAAGUUCAGGACAGCUGCUAUGCUGCUGAACAUCCUGGAGGAGUUGGACGACAAGGAAUUCAGCUCUUUCAAGUGGUAUCUGAAAAACAUGGGGAACAUCCCACCGUGCCAACUGGACCCAGCAGACAGGCAUAAGACCGUGGACCUGAUGCAGUCGUAUGACAGGCAGGAGGCCGUGAAGAUGACCAGAGAAUGUCUGAUGGAUAUCCAGAGGAAAGACCUGGCGGAGCGUUUACCUGCUACACAAGAAGAAGAAAAGCUUAGGAAGAAAAAGGAUGAAGUAAAGCUCAGGAGGAAACAGGAAGAAGAAGAAAAGCUCAGGACAGCUGCUAUGCUGCUGAACAUCCUGGAGGAGUUGGACGACAAGGAAUUCAGCUCUUUCAAGUGGUACCUGAAAAACAUGACGAAAAUCCAACCGUGCCACCUGGACCCAGCAGACAGGCAUAAGACCGUGGACCUGAUGCAGUCGUAUGGCAGGCAGGAGGCCGUGAAGAUGACCAGAGAAUGUCUGAUGAAGAUCCAGAGGAACGACCUGGUGGAGAGUUUACCUGCUACACAAGGGUCAGCGGUGCCGAUGCAACGCCCUCACGCUCACCUGCUACGCCCUGCAGUGGCCCACGACGUCUUUCCAUCCGGGAGUGGAGAGGAGAGGGGAGAGGGAGAAGAGGGAGGAGAGGGAAGAGAGGAGAGGACAGAGGGAGAAGAGGGAGGAGAG